Messenger RNA from Ambispora leptoticha, 364 nucleotides. Lineage: Eukaryota; Fungi; Glomeromycota; Glomeromycetes; Archaeosporales; Ambisporaceae. The record is from the annotation of a GenBank genome assembly.
AUGGAACCUGAAACUAUUAAGUUUUUGGAUGAGAAGUAUCCGAAAGAGAAGAGGGGGAGUGUUGAGAAGUUGAAUAUUAGGGAUAAAGGUUUAAAAGGUCAUUUAGAUUUAAGGGAGUUUGUUAAUUUAGAAAAGUUAUAUUGUAAUGAUAAUCAACUUACUAGUUUAGAUUUAAGUAAGAAUAUUAAUUUAAAUGAGUUACGAUGUUAUAAUAAUGAACUAACCAGUUUGGAUGUCAGCCAUAAUCCUAAACUAAUUAAUUUAUAUUGUGAUGCUGAACUAUUUACCGAAAACAAAAUCAUUGGAUUAGAAAAAACUUCGAUAAUUCGACUUGACUGUCGUGGUGGUGAUUUACUCCAUGAAA